Messenger RNA from Gasterosteus aculeatus aculeatus (three-spined stickleback), 6228 nucleotides. RefSeq names its product INO80 complex ATPase subunit (gene ino80). Gene Ontology annotation, cellular component: Ino80 complex; nucleus. Gene Ontology annotation, molecular function: DNA binding; ATP-dependent chromatin remodeler activity; ATP binding. NCBI's taxonomy places the organism in Eukaryota, Metazoa, Chordata, Actinopteri, Perciformes, Gasterosteidae. The record is from RefSeq and is a predicted model, not a curated record. Gene Ontology annotation, biological process: DNA repair; chromatin remodeling; DNA-templated transcription.
CGCCAUGGCGUCGUGUCUCUGCUCUCUCAGUAACAGAAAGUGGCCGCCUCUCUGCUGUUGCUGCCGACUCAAAGCUCGCAGACUCGCUCGGCGCCUCAAACCGCCAUUUUGGAGUCAGAUAACCGAGAGUCGGCAGCAGCAGAGAGAGAGACGAAAAGGGGGACACGGGGCUGAGGGGAUCUUCACCACUGUCUGAUCAUUAAUCUUGGACUCAAGAACAAUGGGAUCCUUUACUGAGAAGUAAAAGCUGCUGCCCUGCUGGGCAGAGGUGUCCGUGGUCCAUGGCGUCGGGGCAUGGUGGUCGCCCGGAGGCCGGGGCCCCGGGGAGCUCCGGCCUGGCCAAACCGCUCCACCUGCAGCGCUUGGAGAGAUCCCUGAGGUUGGACAGCUUCCUGCGCCAGACCGCCAUCAUCUUCAACAGGGACGUGACCAGUGACGACAGCGACGACAGCGACGGCGCGCUGGGGACGGGGCUGUCCCUCGACCCCUCCCUCGGUCAGCACAUGGGUGUGACCGUGAAGAGUGAGUCAUGUGAGCAAGAGGACAGGUUGUCAGAGGGGAAGCCCCUCAACGGCGGGCUGCUGCAGGUUAAAGACCAAAAGGCCGAUAAAACGAACCUCUACAAUUUUUCCAAGCUGAAGAAGAACAGGAAGUGGCUCAAGAGUAUUCUGUUGAGCGACGACACCACGGACUCAGACACCGACUCGGAUGACUCUGACUUCAGCUUGUCCCGGGAGGAGCUGCACGACAUGCUGCGCUUACAUCGCUACACCCGGCAGCAUCAGAGCAAGUUCCACUCUGACCGGGAGCUUCACCAAUACCAGUACUACAGCACCGGACUCCUCUCCACCCAUGACCCGUUCUAUGAGCAGCAGCGCCACCUACAGGGCCCGAAGAAGAAGAAAAUCAAAGAUGAGAAGAAAUUCAAGGCCAAACUCAAAAAAGUAAAGAAGAAAAAGAAGCGGGGAGAGGGAGACUUUCUGGAUGACGGCCGUCCUUAUGUCCACAAGAUCUUUGCAAAGUUUUCCCACGACGCCCCGCUGCCCGCCGUGAAGAAGAAGCAUCUCACGGUCGAGCAGCUGAAUGCGCGGCGGCGUAAGGUCUGGCUCACCAUCGCCAAAAAGGAAAUUCCCAAGAACUUCAAGCAGAAGACCUCUGCUAAGAACCUAGUACUGACCAAUGCUAAAAAGUUGGCUCAUCAGUGCAUGAGAGAGGUUCGCCGGGCAGCCAUCCAGGCCCAGAAGAACUGCAAGGAGACGCUGCCCCGCGCCCGCCGCCUCACCAAGGAGAUGAUGCUUUACUGGAAGAAGUACGACAAAGUGGAGAAGGAGCACAGGAAGAGGGCGGAGAAGGAGGCCCUGGAGCAACGCAAGCUGGACGAAGAGAUGAGAGAAGCCAAGCGUCAGCAGCGUAAGCUGAAUUUCCUCAUCACCCAGACCGAGCUGUACGCCCACUUCAUGGGCGGCAAAGCCAGCACGGCGGGGCCGGGCGGGGAGAUGUCCCAGGAGGACAUUCUGAAGAAGCUGGAGGACUCUGCGGCUCACAGACAGAUUGACAUUGGGGGCGGCGUCAUGGUCAACAUGGGACAGGAGGACUACGACAGUGAAUUCUACAAGUCCCAGGCCCUGAGGAACGCCAAAGAAGCCUUCCAGAUCCAUCAAGAGAGAACGCGCAUGUUCGACGAGGAGGCGAAGGACAGCCGCAGCGCGUCUGUGCGCGUCGCCGGCCCGUCCUCGGGCGCCGGCUCCGGGUUCGGAGAGAGCUACAGCCUCGCCAACCCGUCUAUCCACGCAGGGGAGGAAAUCCCCCAGCCCAGCAUCUUCAACGGCAAACUCAAGGGGUACCAACUCAAGGGCAUGAACUGGCUGGCCAACCUCUACGAGCAGGGAAUCAAUGGAAUCCUGGCGGACGAGAUGGGCCUGGGGAAGACGGUGCAGAGUAUUGCCCUGCUGGCACACUUGGCCGAGAAAGACAACAUCUGGGGUCCGUUCCUGAUCAUAUCUCCUGCAUCCACGCUCAACAACUGGCACCAGGAGUUCACCCGCUUUGUGCCCAAAUUCAAGGUGUUGCCGUACUGGGGGAAUCCACACGAUCGCAAAGUCAUUCGGAAAUUUUGGAGCCAGAAAACCCUUUACACUCAAAAUGCACCGUUCCAUGUGGUGAUCACCAGCUACCAGCUGGUGGUCCAGGACGUCAAGUACUUCCAGAGGGUCAAAUGGCAGUACAUGGUUCUGGAUGAGGCGCAGGCACUGAAAAGCAGCACUAGCGUUCGGUGGAAAAUCCUUCUGCAGUUCCAGUGUCGAAACCGACUUCUGCUCACUGGGACGCCCAUCCAGAACACUAUGGCUGAGCUGUGGGCCCUGCUGCACUUCAUCAUGCCGACGUUGUUUGACUCCCACGAAGAGUUCAACGAGUGGUUCUCCAAGGACAUCGAGAGCCACGCCGAGAACAAGUCCGCCAUCGACGAGAACCAGCUCUCCAGACUGCACAUGAUCCUCAAGCCUUUCAUGCUGCGCAGAAUCAAGAAGGACGUGGAAAACGAGCUCUCGGACAAGAUCGAGAUCCUGACCUACUGCCAGCUGACGUCCCGCCAGAGGCUGCUCUACCAGGCCCUGAGGAACAAGAUCUCCAUCGAGGAUCUGCUGCAGUCCUCCAUGGGCACGGCCCAGCAGUCGCACACCACCACCUCCUCCCUCAUGAACCUGGUCAUGCAGUUCAGGAAGGUGUGUAACCACCCGGACCUGUUUGAGCGCCAGGAGACGCGCUCCCCCUUCCACAUGUCCCUCAAGCCCUACGCCAUGUCCAAGUUCCUUUUCCGUCACGGCCUCGUCCACGCGCACAACAACGCCAGAAACAAGUUACUUCAAGUGCUGCUGUCUCCCUUCUCCCCAAAUCACAUCCAGCAGUCUCUCUUUCACAGAAAAGGUGAUGACAAAGGAAGCUGUUUCUCCUUCCUGCGCUUCAUCGACGUGUCCCCGGCUGAGAUGUCCAAUCUCAUGUUGCGAGGCACCUUAGUAAGAUGGUUAGCCCUUUUUCUCUCGCUCAAAGCCGCGUAUCGGCUCCACCACCGGCGCCUCUUCGGCCUCGACGGCGAGGCCCAGGAGGUGGCCGCUGGCUCACGGGGGGAGACGGGGAGCAAGUGUCUGUCUCGCCAGGACCUCAUUCUGUGGCUGGACAGACCCACCAACUUCCCGAACGCGCACACCAGCCCCGUCGUCCAGGACCUGGUGUUCACAGCCUUACGACCCGGCAUGAUGGGACACACGGACGUAAAGAUCCACAGUCGAAACUCUUCCAGCUCUACGCUGCGGCCCUGCCAGCCCACGCUGCCCCCCAAGUUCCUGCUGGCCGCCACUCCCAGGGUGACGGCAGUUCCCAUGGAGCGCUACUGUGACGACCGCAGCGCGGAGUACGAGUGGCGGGUGACGCGCGGCGGAGGGGGCAGCGUCUUCAAGCAGUGUUUCCUCCACGGCUCCCCGGAACUCGCCGCGGACUGGCUCGCCAGGGCCAACACCUUCCACCCACAGUGCCCUGGGGGCGUGAUGGCCCUCUACCCCCGGCACGGCUGGUCCUUCAUCCGGAUCCCCGAUAAGGAGAGCCUCAUCACGGAAAGUGGGAAGCUCCACACCUUGGACGUCCUGCUGAGCCGGCUGAAGGCCCACGGCCACAGAGUGCUCAUCUACUCGCAGAUGACCCGCAUGAUCGACCUACUGGAGGAGUACAUGGUCUACCGUAAGCACACCUACAUGCGCCUCGAUGGAUCCUCCAAGAUAUCUGAGCGCAGGGACAUGGUGGCCGACUUCCAGAGCCGGACGGACAUCUUUGUCUUCCUGCUGAGUACGCGGGCCGGAGGCCUCGGCAUCAAUCUGACUGCCGCUGACACGGUCAUCUUCUACGACAGCGACUGGAACCCCACGGUGGACCAGCAGGCCAUGGACCGAGCUCACCGGCUGGGUCAGACCAAGCAGGUCACCGUCUAUCGCCUCAUCUGCCAGGGCUCCAUCGAGGAGAGGAUCCUGCAGCGCGCCAAGGAGAAGAGCGAGAUCCAAAGGGUGGUCAUCUCCGGGGGCAACUUCAAACCGGACACGCUGAAACCCAAAGAGGUGGUCAGCCUGCUGCUGGACGACGACGAGCUGGAGAAGAAACUGCGUCAGAGGCAGGACGAGAAGAGGCAGCUGGAAGAGUGCAGCAAGGUGAAGGAGCGCAAGAGGAAGAGGGAGAAGUACGCCGAGAAGCAGAAGAAGAACGAGGACUCGGAGACCAAGAAGAAGAAGGAGGUGAACCUGGUCAUCUCUCACGCGCCCUCGGCCGACAACUCCAACCUGUCGGCGGACGGAGACGACUCCUUCGUCAGCGCGGAGAUGGACUCGGCCAUGCCCAGUCCCUUCAGCGAGAUCUCCCUGAGCAGCGAGCUCCAGCCCGGCUCGUUACCGCCGGACGCCGACGAGAGCAGCAGCGACAUGCUGGUGAUCGUGGACGACGCGGCGUCCUCCGCGCCGCAGUCCCGCGCCACCAACUCGCCGUCGUCCGUGUCGGGAUCCGUCUCGGACAACAUGAACGGCGUUUCGGCCUCGGAAACCAUCAGUCCCGGCAGAGGCCGGUCCGGGCGGAGUCGGGGGCGGCCCAAAGGCUCCGGCGGCGGGUCGAAGUCGGGCGGGAAGGGGCGCGGGCGCAAGUCAACGGCGGGCAGCGCGGCGGCCAUGGCGGGAGCGAUGGCCGGCGCGGCGGCCGCGUCUGCAGCAGCCUACGCCGCGUACGGUUACAGCGUCUCCAAAGCAGGCCUCGCCGCCUCCAGCCCCCUGCAGCCCUCCCUGGGCCGGUCCGGUACUAGCCCCGCCUUCAACCCCAGCAGGAGCUCCUCCCCCCAGGCCAAAGGAGGCGCCUCCACGCCGAGCCCCCACAAACAGCUGACCCACAGCCACCACCACAGCAGCCACGGCGCAGUCAGGAAGGGCAAGGGCCCCGGUGGUCCCGGGGCGCGAUGAUGCAAACCGCACACGCACACACACACACACACACACACACAGGUCGAUGACUGACCUACUCUCACUGUGAUCCCCACAGACGCCUACACUGAAUACAGUUUAAAUGCCGUAACAGAGUUCCACUACCUGGCAGACGAUCCUGCGUCUCAACUGAAAUGACCCUUCACACACACACACACACACACACACACACACACACACACACACACACACACACACCGGCCUCCACACUUCUUGGUUCUGUUUUGUUUUACUGUGUCCGGGUCAGUGGGCAGAAAUCCGCCCGGAGCGUUUGCUGUUUGCAAGAGAAGACGGGCGGCACUUUUCCCACUGAAGUCGGGAAACUCGCUGAGACGUUACAACGUAAGAGGUGAACCGACACGUGUAGCGUAAAGGGCUUGGAAAUGUUUCAGGGAGGCGAAGGAGCGACUGUCGAAUGCACUGAGCGGCGUCUUCCGUUUCUUUUCUCUUUGUGUUGUUGGUGAUUCUCACUCGUGUAAAUGAGGUUAUUUAAUUGUGGUGUAGAUGUGCUCAGUGCACCUUGCCGACCCCACACUUUACCAAACAAUAUGCCGACAGCUUUUCUACUAAAGCGCCUAUUUUUGUAAUGGAGGAUGUGCGUGAGGACUCGAACCAACAGGAAAAUCUUUUGUCCGUAAAAUGUUUUCCCGCACAGACUGAAAUUUAAAAUCGCUGAUAUAUAUAUUUUUUCUUUCUCCAAGUGGAAAAUGAAUGAAUGGAUGAUGUGAAGAUAAUAUUCCCAAUCGAGGAGUACUGGUUGAUCCGGCAAUGCUGCUAACCGUAAAUUUAUGAAUUCACUCGGAUUAUUUGGUUGUCUUUAAGUUAUUUGAGUUAUAUUAAAACAGAAUGGACAAUUCAUGAUGGUUGCGAAUGGCGUAUUCACCUGUAAAAACUGUGUAAAUUGUACCGAAGCCAUUUUUAUUUUCCCGAACAUGCUUUCUGUGAUUGGGGAGUCGGCGGUUCGCUUCCAUGUUUUAGGAACACAAAUUUCACAGUCCUCCGUUGAGCACUACAUCUGUUAUAGGCGUGUUUGUUUUGUGUUAAUCGUGUGAUUAAAGUGCGAUGUUCUAUAUUGCUGUACAUAAAGGUGAGAGCGACGUUUCCUUUGGCUUUUCCCUCAUUUGCCUGUCUAUUUUUAUAGGUCAUGUGUACAUAUGAAGAAAUGCGUCCGCCAUUUUACUAACAGGAGGAGCUAACUGAAAAUAAAAGAGUUAAGACUUAA